AGCAGCCCGGGCCCGCCCGCAGCGCUGGCCGGCGAGGGACCAGCCCUGCGCGCCUGGGGGGGGAAGGGGGGGCGCCCCUCCCCCCCGAGCCCGAGGCACCGCCGAGGCCCCCCCCCGAGGCACUCACCGAGGCACUCGCCGAGGCGGUUGGUCCACGGACGCCCUCGCCCCGCCCGGGGGGGGGGCCGCCCAGCGACCGCGGCGCCCGCCCCUGUGCAGCCUGCCGCGGCCGCCGCGGGCGCCUGCGGGCGGUGCAGAGCUGCUGGCGGACGUGCGCUACGGGGCGAAGGACAGGACGCUGCUGGUCGGCGAGGCCAACUUCAGCUUCGCGGCCGCGCUCUGCCGAGCGCUCGGCGACGGCGCCGGCCUGACGGCCACUGCGCCCGAGCCGCGCGAGGAGCUCCAGGCCCGCCACGGCGCCGCCGCCGCGCGCCGGGCCGCGCGCCUGGAGGAGCGCCUCUGCGGCCUGCACUUCCGCUGCUCGGCCGCGGAGCUCGACCAGCGCUUCCGGCCGGGCUCCUUCGACCGCGUGGUCUUCAACUUCCCGCUCUGCGCCGCGCGCCCGGGCGGGGCCCCCGCGGAGGGCGACGGCCGCGGCGGCCCGCGGGCGGCUGACGCGCACGCGCGCGGGGCGCGCCAGGCCUACGAGGACCUCUCGGUGCUGCUGGAGGCGUUCUUCCCCGCAGCCGCGGCGGUGCUCCGCACUGGCGGCGAGUGCCACCUGCGCCUGACGGACCAGUACCUCACCGCGCGCGGCCUCCGCGCCGCCCCCGCCUGCGGCCUUGCGCUGCUCGAGCGCCUCGACUUCUUCGAUGCCUUCGAGCGCGUGUACCGGCCGCUCGGCUACCGCCCCGCGGUGGUCGCCCCGGGCGGCGGCGCACGCGGGCGCCGGGCCGGCUUCGACGUGAGGCACUCCACACCCUGGUCUUCCGCCGUGGAGGCCUGAGCGCGCUCCAGCGGGGCCCGUGACCUCGUUCGCGGCUCCCCUCGCGCCUCGGCCCCGCCUCUCCUCUCUUCAAACUCCAUAAAUCUUGCCCGCACCUUCGUUUCCGCCUCCUCCCAUAGCCAUCGCCUGACUGACAGGCAGCCAGCAGCCACUGGCUCCUGGUCGCUCGGCGGCCAGCG
Molecule: messenger RNA, 1125 nt
Organism: Prorocentrum cordatum
Lineage: Eukaryota; Dinophyceae; Prorocentrales; Prorocentraceae
Source: the annotation of a GenBank genome assembly